CUCAGCGACCGUUGACGUAGUAUGGCGGCCUGACGGCAUGAAGCUUUUCCCUGCCGCCGUCCCGACCCCUCUCACGGACACCAUGUUAUAAUGACAGCAGCCCGGGACUCACCAGCUGCAUUUCGCAUUUUUUGUUUGUUUUUGUUUUUGUUUUUGUUUUUGUUUUAAUCUCAAAAAAAGAAACUUAAAUGUGCCAGCGCUUUAACGUUAGCGUUUCCCUCAGUUCUCGACAAUGCCUCCAACGGCCGUAACGUACGGUUGGUCCAAGUUGCCUAGCCGUUAGCCGUUAGUCGUUAGCCGUUAGCUUCCCAGUUAAGUUAGCCCAAAAAAUCCAAGCGUUUGUAGCACACAAGCUAGCUAAUGUCUCGUGCGAUCGGUAGCGUUCAACGGCUGUCAGCAUCAUCACCACGACAACGGGGCUCCUUCCCACCCGGCUGGCUGAUGGACGGGUGAGGGGGACGAUGCUCACAUUCCUCCAUAUCCUUUUAACAGGCCUGUUUGGUGUUCUGUGGGAUGGAGUUGCUGCGUUUGGUGGAGUCAGGCUAGUGGACGGUGAGAACAAGUGUUCUGGCAGAGUGGAGGUGCUCCGCCAUGACCAGUGGGGGACUGUCUGCGACCACGGCUGGGACCUCCGGGAGGCCGAUGUGGUGUGCCUGGAGCUGGGCUGUGGCUUAGCUGAAUCUGCCCUUCAUGGUGCAGUAUUUGGUGCAGGCGAGGGAGAGAUCUGGCUGCGGCAUGUCCAGUGCUCUGGACACGAGUCCAGUUUGACCCGCUGUGCUGUCGUCCUGCACACUAACACCUACUGCACCCACGAGAAUGACGCAGGGGUGAAAUGCUCAGGUACCCUUUUGAUGCCCACCCUCAACCUGCUUUCGCCUCACACUGUGUUCUGUCCCGGGGAGGCUGUUCGCUUCAGCUGCAGUGUUCUGCUGGGUCACCACCUCAGUGACUUCCACCUGUACAAGCAUGGAGUGUCCACACCACUGGUUACGCAGAGGGCGGACCAGACCCAGACCAGAGUGGAGCUGACACUGUCCGACAUAGAGACCUUCCACCAGGGCAGCUACAGUUGUCGGUACAGGAUCAAGGGCGGCUUCCCUUCUCAGCUGCUCAGCUCUCCACCCAGCAACUCCAUCAACAUCACUGUUGUGGAGCUCCUGACCCCCCACCACUGGUACAACACGUCCACUGAGGCCCCGGCUGGUUCCGUCCUUAAAGGCCACAGUUUUAACAUCACCUGCUCCACCCCGCAGCAGUACCCUGGAGGUUCCUUCCAGCUGCGUCUGAUCCGCUCCAACGGCACAGUGCGCCAGUCCCUGCCUGCCCUAACCCCGUCCGUCACGUUCACAUUUCCCAACGCCCAGAGCUCCAACGAGGGCUAUUACUACUGCCUGUAUCGGGUCCAGCUGGGGGGACGCACCUUCGUGUCCAGAGAAAGCCAGCCCCUGCCUAUAGCCAUCAGAGACCCAGAUCCAGUCCUCAGUCCAAUGGUGAUCAGCUGGCUUGUGUCUGGCCUAACAUUUGUUGUAGCCGUCAUCGUUAUAGUCAUUGUGGCCAAGGUGCUGUGUAACAAGGAGAAGAAGCCCUCUGAACUGGAGCGAGAGACCAGAACCUGUGUGGACAACACUUAUGUUGCCUUAUCAAUUAACAAGCUAUGACGGGGGUAUGCAGGCAGCUGAUUACUACAGG
This is a messenger RNA of Morone saxatilis (striped sea-bass), 1689 nucleotides long. RefSeq lists its product as uncharacterized. The transcript has 7 exons. Gene Ontology annotation, cellular component: membrane. The record is from RefSeq and is a predicted model, not a curated record. Lineage: Eukaryota; Metazoa; Chordata; Actinopteri; Moronidae. The coding region runs from base 462 to 1658 and encodes 398 amino acids.